AAAGGGGAGACGUAUGUAUGAGCUACAAGUAUUCUGUCCAUUUCGCGUAGUAAGUUUGUAAUGCCUGCUUCGUGCGUCUAAAGAUAGAACUGGCUGGCAGAGAGACGGCAGGCCAGCUGCUCCAGUCUUCGGUAGGGCCGAGUGAGAUGGUUGGCGUUUUGAUAUUAUGUGCUUUUCAAAUUAACCAGGCUGAGAAAUGUGUCAGCGGUUUAUGGAGUCUUUCUUAAGUUUUAGGUACUGGAAUUUGUUUUAGAUCAGUGAAACGUGUGGACCGACACGAAGGUCACAAGCACCAAAGGUGAAGCAUGGAUGGAGCCAGACAUAGUGCCAGUGGGGGAGUGCUAGGAAGUGUCAUUAGUUCUCCUCGUUCCAUCUCUAUGGCCAGCAUCAGUUCCGAGGGCAGCAUGGAGAGCCCUCUUGUGGAACAAGAAGAAAUAGCAGCCCUCACCCACGAUGUACGUAAUUUCAAGGAGGCGCUUGGAAAACUUCGAAAGAUUUUCCAUCCUGAUUUGACAGACAGGGACAAGCCCGACACCAUACGAGUAGCCGUUCAUGAACGACUUGGAGAGGUGUUGCGGAUACUGAGGAGUGUCCUGGACAGAUACCCAGCACUCCAGUCAACUGAACUCCUGGUAACUGCAGGGACUCUCAUACAGCAAGUGAAAGGGUAUAACUAUGAAGGUAAACAGCUGGAUCACAAAGAGAUUUUUGAGUCCAUCGAUCAACUGGCUUUGGCUUUCAGUAGCAGAGUUUCAGAAUAUCUUAUGGGGGAUCUGGACAGCAACAUUUCCCUGUGCAGUUCUAUGUCCAGCAAGACAAAGUCUUGUGAGAACCUGGCGUCAGAUGCUGAAUGCGGAGGAGCAGCAGAAGAUAAGAAGCCAGGUGAUCUCUCACCUCAAAAACUUGAUGAAAUGCUCUUGCUGUUGGAGCAAGGAGUGGAUUUUGCAUUGCAACAUGCAAAACUGUGGUCAAAGUAUGCUAAAGAUGUUAUGAUGUAUGUGGAGAAACGAUCUCACGUUGAAAUGGAAUACACCAAGAAUCUAAGCAAACUAGCAAUGACUGUCCGGCCACUUAUCAAUGAAGAGUGUAACUUGCCAUUCCAAUCUAUCUACUGCACUGCACUGGACCAUGACAUGGAAAACAGCAAAUCCAAUCAAAUCACAUGCAGUCUGCUAUUAGGGAAGAAGUUUAUAGAGCCACUGAGUGCAAGACGUGUAGAACAUGACAAGAUUCGCAAGCAGGUGAAGGAUCUAUGGUUCAAAGAAGUUGCACAUAUGCACAAACUGGUUACACAAAUGCAGAAAGUACACGGCACUUACAUGAAGUGUCAACAGGAAUGGGAACAACUUCGUGAAGAAUCACAAAAGAUUGACCAGUCUACACAGGGGAAGCUUGAUAAAAGGAAAGUCACAAAUGAUGAAGCUAUGCAGAAGGCCCUAGAAGCAGAGGCAGUGUAUAAGGCAAGUGUGAUGGAGGCCAAUGAAUUCCACACGCACAUGCAGAAGAUGAAGUCGGUAAUUCUGCAGCGCGUACGUGAGUUGAUUUUGCAGAGUGAUUGCAUCAUUAAGACUGUUACAGUCACUUACUUCCAGCUACAGCAUGCGCUGAGCACACCUCUUGCCACACAGUUUCAGACUUUGUGUGAGAGCAGUCAGCUUUAUGAUCCAGGGACGCAGUACGCGGAAUUUGUCAAAAGACUGCCAACUGCUUUGGUGUCUCUUAAAGAUCCUGCUCAGUUGCCUUUCAGUUUUCAACCCUACUCUAAAGGAAUCAAUAAACUCCUGGAUCAGGAAAGAAAGUCAACCGAUUCUGUUGAAAGUGAUGACUUGUUUCAAGGAAAAGGGAAGUUUAAUGCAAAAUGUAUGGCUGGUAGUGACACCGACAGUAUCGCCAGCAGUCAGAGCAAUAAGAGCCAUGAGCCGUCACCCACAUCCAACCGCAAGCUCAUCGGAAUGUCCUCGUGUGACGAACUUAACGCCAAUGAUAAUGAUGCCAGUUAUCUUGGGCAGAAGAGCUGCAUGUCCAAAGCAGCAGAAACGCACGCUUUUCGUAAACUUAAGACUCCAUCCCGGUGCCGAGAAUGUGAUUCAUAUGUGUACUUCCAGGGAUGUGACUGUACUGAGUGUGGAUUAGCUUGCCACAAGAAGUGUCUUGAAACUUUGGCCAUCCAGUGCGGGCACAAGCGUCUCCCACGGAGGAUGACAACUUUCGGAGUGGAUCUAGGUCAACAUCUGACUGAAACGGCUACUCUCGUGCCACACAUUGUCUGCAAGUGCAUUGAUGAAAUAGACUCUCGUGGUAGGCUAAUUAAGGGUAUCUAUAGAGUAUCCGGUGUCAAAUCUAAGGUAGAGAAAUUGUGCCAGGCUUUUGAAAAUGGCGCGGACCUGGUAGACUUGACUGAUAUCCACCCUAAUGUCAUCGCGAAUGUACUGAAACUGUAUCUGCGGCAGUUACCAGAACCCCUUCUUACAUUCUGCCUCUACGCAGAAUUUGUGAGGAUAGCAAAAGAGUGUCCUUCUGAUUCGUCGGCAGAAGUAGGCGUGGCAACACAGGAACUGAAGGAGUUGGUACGUAAGCUGCCGCGCCACCAUCACCUGACGCUGGCGAUGCUCAUGCAGCAUUUGGAGAGGGUAGCGCGUGAUGCCGACGUUAACAACAUGCCUCCAAGUAACUUGGGCAUUGUGUUUGGACCCACUCUGUUGCGCACAGCUGAGGGCAGCGCGUCGCUAAACUCCUUAGUAGAUACCGUACACCAAACUCGAGCCAUAGAACUGAUGAUCGCAAAUGCACAGGAUAUCUUUGGACCUCAAGAUAUUGCUAGUGCCCAAGAAUAUGCCUGCGCCAAAAUGGGUUUCGGCCUUACGCACUCCGCAAGAAAGAAACUUGAACCGGCUGAUUCACUAGAAGGAAGCCGUGAUGCAGGAGAGGAAGUAGCUUCUGAAGACGAACUACAUUACUUCUUACUUUCUGAUGAUUUAACGGGCGGCAAGCACGUCUCUCAUGAAGCCAUGCCAAAAGUAUUUGAAGGAUCCCUAAAGGAUUAUCAAGGACUUGAAGGGCUUUCCUUGUCGUCAAAUCAAGGAGCGGCCAGCGCCAGUGCUGAAACAAUCGAAAAGCCUAGGAAAAGUGCUUCGGUAGAAGUGGAAGAGAAGGUCUCCGAGAGAAGGCGGCAGUACUACAAGACAGACGGAGAUGAGUGGACUGCUCACAAGUCCGUGCAGCUCAGCUCCCAGCGGACGGAGAGUUCUGCCGACUCUGACUACAGCUUCGAGUCCCACGCCAGCAGUUCUGUAGAGAGUCGGAGUCCCCGCGAACUUGAGGAGGGAUGUGAAGUAUUUUUAGAACUGCCCCAGUGGUGCAAAAGAAAUCCCAGCUCAGCAACAGGUCAUGCAGAGACGCAGGAUUCUCCAAUCUCUUCGAUUAGCCACUCGCCAGAUGACGCGGAGGCCGGAGCCGAGGCCCUGUCCACAACGUGCGCCAUCAGUUCUACUUCAAAGCACAUCACUGGAGAUUAUUCCACGUACAUUCCAACGCCAGUUCCCAGUGUGGAGAUGCAACACGACGAGUCUACCUUCUUAAAUUACGAAGAAACGCUGCUCUCGAAGAGAACUUGUUACCAGGCAGAAAAGAUAACAAUGAAAUAUCCAGGCCUCGAAUUGGUUCCAGUGGACGAGAAAAAGAAGAUGGUGUCUGCACAAGUGGGUGGGAGAGCGACCACCCCGUAUUCACCCCUCGAUACUUUAAAGUUUUCUAAAGCUUCCGCCGUGACGUCAACAACGAGAUGUCCUCCCAAGACGGAGCCUGCGGCCGUAGGAUGUGCGGAGAAUGUUAUUAAGCCAGGAGCCUCUGAACCUUGUCAUGGGCGUAGCUUAAGACCCCGUCUUUUCUGAGUUUACUGACUGCUUUUGAAUGGACUGCCCGAGAAGACGGCGACGAUCUGCAGUCAGAAUAACGUACAUCGAGGAUCGAAGUCCCGAACGCGGUGUUUGCAGAAGCCCCCAGGCUCAGAAAAGAGGAAACAGACUUCAAGAAGCAAGACCGUGGAAUUUCAUUUCCUCCGAACAGUCGGCCCGCAUAUGCAGAAUUUUAUUUGCAGUUUUAAAAAAGUUUGAAUUCUAACUGGAUAAUGUAGACGUGCGCCUGCGA
This is a messenger RNA of Zootermopsis nevadensis, 4146 nucleotides long. Its product is annotated as rho GTPase-activating protein 45. NCBI's taxonomy places the organism in Eukaryota, Metazoa, Arthropoda, Insecta, Blattodea, Termopsidae. Gene Ontology annotation, biological process: activation of GTPase activity; signal transduction. Gene Ontology annotation, molecular function: GTPase activator activity. The record is from RefSeq and is a predicted model, not a curated record.